This is a messenger RNA of Rosa rugosa (rugosa rose), 3056 nucleotides long. Its product is annotated as disease resistance protein RPV1-like. The record is from RefSeq and is a predicted model, not a curated record. The coding region runs from base 134 to 2509 and encodes 791 amino acids. Gene Ontology annotation, molecular function: ADP binding. Gene Ontology annotation, biological process: signal transduction; defense response. The transcript has 4 exons. NCBI's taxonomy places the organism in Eukaryota, Viridiplantae, Streptophyta, Magnoliopsida, Rosales, Rosaceae.
CCACGCCUCAAAUAUUAUAUUUCAUGCCUACAAUUACACCUGGUUUGGUGAACACCUCUGAAGCAGUUUCAUCCAAGGCCUAAUCUGGUGAAUAACAAGAGAGAGUGAUCGAUCGAUCAGUAUCAUAUUUACAAUGAAACCCAAUUCAAUGGUCACUCAAUUUGGAACCCCUUCCUCUUCUUCUUUCACCCAUAAACAUUCUUGGACAUAUGAUGUCUUUCUAAGUUUCAGAGGUCAGGAUACACGCAGAAAUUUUACAGACCAUUUGUAUAGCGCUUUGAGUCAACAGGGGAUCUUAACCUUCGAUAACGUUGAGGUUCCAAAAGGAGAAGUGAAUGGCCCGGCGAUUUUCAGAGCAAUCGAAGAGUCAAGAAUUUCUAUCAUCAUAUUAUCUCACAAUUAUGCAACUUCAAGAUGGUGUUUGGAGGAAUUGGUGAAGAUCCUCGGAUGUAGAAACUCAAAGCAAUUACAACAGGUUCUUCCUGUGUUCUACAAGGUUAGCCCCUCCGAUGUAAGGAACCUGAGAGGUCGUUUUGGUGAGGCAUUAGCUGCGCAUGAAAUUGAGUUCAAGGAUAAGAUAUAUGAAUGGAGAGCAGCUCUUGUGGAAGUAGCAAAUCUCUCUGGUUGGCAUUUUCUGGAGGACGGGUUUGAGUCGAAGUUUAUUCAUGGGAUUGUUGACGAGAUUUUGAAACGAGUACAUCUUACCUAUUUGCAUGUGGCGGAUUAUCCGGUAGGAAUAGAGUCUCGUAUACGUGAUAUGGAUAGGCUUGUAGGUGUUGGCGGGGAUGAUAUUCGUAUGGUCGGGAUAUGGGGGCCUGGUGGAAUAGGUAAAACAACAAUUGCCAAAGCUGUUUAUAAUUCAAUUAUUCACAAGUUCGAAUGUAGCUGCUUCCUGGAAAAUAUUAGAGAAAGAUCAGCGCAAUAUGGAGGCCUCGUGAAACUACAAAGAUUUUUUCUUUCCCACAUCCUAAAGGGAAAAGAAAUAAAAUUAGCCACUUGCAAUGAAGGAAUGACAGUUAUAAAGGAAAGAUUAAGCCACAAAAGGGUUCUGUUAGUUCUUGAUGAUGUGAAUGACUUGGAACAGUUAAGAAUAUUAGCUGGAGGAUCUCAGUGGUUUGGUUUGGGAAGCAGGGUUAUUAUUACAACAAGAGAUAAGCAUUUAUUAAUUGCUCAUCAGGUCAAUCUAAUAUACAAGAUCAAAAAAUUGGAUCAUCAUGAAGCUUUUGAGCUCUUCAGUUACAAUUGCUUCCCAAAAAAGGAACUUUCAAAUGAGUCUGCGAAACUGGCAAUUGAUGCAGUACAGUACGCCCAGGGCCUUCCAUUAGCUCUUGUAGCUUUAGGCUCAGUUCUUUGUGGUAGAUCUAUAGAGGAGUGGAAAGAAGCGAGAGAUGGUAAUUGGCAAUUUGGUAUCACAGGUCUGUAUGACACUCUUAAAAUAAGUAUUGAUGCAUUGGAACAUCAGGUUAGAGAAGUUUUCCUUGACAUCGCAUGUUUCUUUAGAGGUCAAAAUAACAAUCAUGUGAUACAGUUACUAAAAGGGGGUGGCAUCAAUCCUAACAUCAGUCUUAGUAUCCUCCAAGAAAAGGCGGUGAUAAGUAUUAAUGAAGAAAACCAUAUCUGGAUGCACAACUUGGUGGAGGUAAUGGGAAAAAGAAUAGUUCACAUUGAGUCCCCAAAUGAACCCUGCAAACGCAGUAGAUUGUGGUCUUCUGAUGAUGUUUACGAUGUAUUAACUAAAGGCAAAGGAACAAACAAAGUCAAAGGUAUCAUGGUAAAGUUGCCUGAACCAGAUGAGAUAGUAUUGAGUGCUGCAAGCUUUUCACGGAUGAAAAAUCUUAAAUACUUCAUAAACUGUAAUGCAUCUUUUUCGGGAUACAUUGAUUAUCUCCCUGAUGAGUUGAGGCUAAUUGAUUGGCCUGCAUUUCCUUUCGAAUCUUUACCAAUCAAUUUUAUUCCGAGGAAGCUUGUUAAACUCAGUAUGCCUCGCAGCUGCAUGUCACAACUGGGGGAGAGAUUCAAGCACUCCAAAACUCUGAAAUAUAUAAAUCUGGAAAGCUGCCCAUUCUUGACAGAAAUCCCGAACUUGUCUGGAUUUCCAAAUUUAAGGCACUUGAAUUUGAGCAACUGUACCGCUUUAGUUGAGCUUGAUGAUUCUAUUGGAUUCCUUAAUAAGCUUGUGUCUUUAAGUCUUUCAGGAUGCCGUAAUAUUACUAAGUUUCCAAGAAGAAUCGCCUUGAAAUCUGCAAAACAUAUUACUCUUAGAGGUUGCAGAAUGCUUGAGUCUUUCCCCGCAAUUGUAAAAAGGAUGGAGUGCUUGACAAGCUUAGAUCUAUCCGGCACUGCCAUCAAAGAAUUGCCUUCACAAAUUGCAUCUCUGAUUAGCCUUGAAGAGUUAACUAUAAGAGAAUGUGACAACCUUACUACUCUUCCAUGCAGCAUAUAUGAUUUGCAGAAUUUGGGGUCUCUUGAUCUCCAAGGCUGCUCAAAAAUUGUUACGUUUCCAAAAUGAUGUGCAGAAUCAGUCCCAACAUACUUGAACAUAUCACAUGACUUGACUUAUCUAAAUCUACGUGGCUGCAGGAUGCUUGAGGAAAUUCCUGAACUUCCACCAAAAGUGAAAUGGGUAAAUGCGGCUGAUUGCUUAUUGUUGGAACGAUUUACGAAAUUAUCAAACAUCUUGGAACAUAGAGAGUCGCAAAUGAUCAAAUGUGUUUCACUGUUGAAUUGUCAGAGACUGUGUGGAAGUCUGGCCAACAAAAUGGAAGAGAUUGAAGAUACUUUACUGAAUGAGGUCACUCUCUGCUCUCUGUUUCUCUCAUGCAAGCAAUCUGAAUUCAACGUUGUUUUUCCAGGAGCUGAAGUUCCAAAGUGGUUCAACCAUUGGAAGUAUUUGAGUAAUCCAGUUGAUACAUCUGAAUUUUCUUUUGAAAUCCCUCUCAAUUUCAAAUUGGGGGACAAAGGAUUGGCUAUAUGUGCAGUGGCUACUUCUGUAGAUGAUCUUGGUCAUUGCGCUUUCACAGCCAGAAUUAGCAUUCAGGAAGAAAGUAGUUGUCACG